UAUUCAGGUUUUAUGGCAUUAGUUAGCUAAAAGCACCAGACACAAAUCGUUUAACAUGAAUGAUGAAAAAGCGAAUUAUUGGAGCAAUGUGAAUACUUUUCUUUCAAAAUCUUUGCCUUUACUGCAAAGUAUGAAUUUUAAUAGAUCUGAUAUCUUGGAUGACCCAUGCGCAACAGAGUUGAAAAAUUCGGUAUCACAAUUAAGUUAUCCCCUCAAAUUAACAAUUCCACCUUAUUUGCAUAAUUUAAUCAGUGUUCAAGGGAAACGUUUAAGAAAACAAGGAAUUGAUAGAAAACCUCGUCAAACUUAUAGUGCAAAACAAUUAGAUAUUCUCGAAAGAGAAUUUAAACAGGAUAAAUAUUUAAGCGUAAACAAGCGAAUGGAGCUCUCUAAAACUUUAUCACUGACAGAAGUACAAAUAAAGACGUGGUUCCAGAAUCGUCGAACAAAAUGGAAAAAGCAACUGACAUCACGAAUUAAAAUGGCCCAACGACAAGGGCUAUAUAAGUGUGACAUGUAUCUAUCAAGGAUUCCUACAAAAUCAAGUGUUAAAUCUGGAUACUUUAGUAUGUUUCCUACUUAUUAUUCCGAUUGUCAAUGGUACUUGCCACGACCUUCUUAAAAUUGUUCCUGACU
This is a messenger RNA of Drosophila sulfurigaster albostrigata, 636 nucleotides long. RefSeq names its product homeobox protein MSX-2. Bases 56 to 622 code for a protein of 188 amino acids. Gene Ontology annotation, biological process: regulation of DNA-templated transcription. Lineage: Eukaryota; Metazoa; Arthropoda; Insecta; Diptera; Drosophilidae. The transcript is spliced from 3 exons. Gene Ontology annotation, molecular function: DNA-binding transcription factor activity, RNA polymerase II-specific; DNA binding. The record is from RefSeq and is a predicted model, not a curated record.